Molecule: messenger RNA, 234 nt
Organism: Desarmillaria tabescens
Lineage: Eukaryota; Fungi; Basidiomycota; Agaricomycetes; Agaricales; Physalacriaceae
Exons: 1
Coding region: 1-234 (77 amino acids)
Source: RefSeq, a predicted model, not a curated record
AUGUCCAAACUUAUCAUUUUGGGAGUUAUGACCAGAGGAAACAGGUUGCUGAUGCCGUCCGAUGAGGCCCUCCUUGAUGGUUUUCCAACUGACAUCUGCCCAGCCAUCGAAGAGCUUGAUUUGGAUGGGAAAUGUACCAUUUAUGCCAUCUGCCCUGAUCCCAAAUGUCACUUCACUUAUAAACCGGAGUUCAAAGAUGGUUCACCUAUUGCAUCUUAUCCAACGUAUUGCUGA